GGUUUUCCUUGGUGACGAGGCCGUUCUGGUGCCUUUUCUCCGGCUGGCUGCUCUUUAGGAUCUGUGGAGAAGUUGGGGAAGGGUCAUGGUGGAAAACUCUCCGUCUCCCCUGCCUGAGAGAGCCAUCUACGGCUUUGUGCUCUUCCUGGGCUCACAGUUUGGUUUCUUUUUGUACUGCCUGUGGGCGUAUAUACCAGAGGAAUGGCUUCAUUCAGUAGGGCUGACUUACUGGCCUCAGAAGUAUUGGGCUCUUGCAAUGCCAAUCUACCUCCUGGUUGCAUUAAUGGUCUUUGUGGUCGUGUUGUUUGGUAUUAACUUUAGCAACACGGCUCCGCUGGAUUCUGUGGACAACAUCACAGACAUGUUUGCACAAGGUCAGAAGUCAGACUGCUACCGGAAGGGUGGAAUACCCCGACUGAAGGAUGUGUCCAUCAGCGAAGUGAACAAAAUGUUCUAUUUAUCUUCUGAGACGUGACGAACACAGACCUAGUGAGCUGUGGGCAGGUUAAGGUUGACUGUGUUACUGCUGUUUAUUUUAAGUUUAUUAGAAAAAAAAUCAUUUGGCCGUUUUUUUUUGUAGAGAUUAGUUUUUUUCCUGGCUCUCAGUUCACAACUCUUAUAUUUUUAUCAUGAUAUAAAAACCUGUGGUUUAAUUUAUUUUUCUUCCUUUAUAGGCCAACUUGUACCUUGAAUUCAGAGAUUUGUGUAGUAACUCUUGUUUUUGUAUAACGGUCCAAGUUAUGGCUGUAAAUCUGGAAUAAAUGCAAUUUUUCAAAGCCUUCUUCAUGCUUCUUGUGAAAUGCAUCAAUUCACGUUAGAGAUGUUAACACAGGGCAACAAAUAACUUUAUAAAUAAUCAGUUUGUAAAAUCUAUUAUAUAAAUCAUAAUUGGGACGGUCAUAAACAUCUAGAGUAUCAAUGCUAAUGCAUAUUAUAUUAGGAACCCUGUCCCUAAAAGUUACACGUAUAGAUUUCUUUUAAAGGAGGAUAGCUGUUAUGUUUGUGCAGAAUGAAUAAAGGCCAUUCUUAGUUCAUGUUAACUUUUAAUUGUUUUGGGACAAUUUAUUUAGGAAACUUUAACUGAAAGUCAUUAUGGUUUAUAGCCAAUCCAAAAAACCCACCUGCUGCAUAUGAUUAGGGAAUCUUGCGGAACAUCGUUAUCUGUGUGUUCUGGUCUUUUGUUAUAUUUGACUGUGUUUUUAUGAUUUACUGUCUUCAAUAAAUACAUUGUGAUUCAA
Messenger RNA from Fundulus heteroclitus (mummichog), 1238 nucleotides. It is a transcript of the gene pigp, whose product is annotated as phosphatidylinositol glycan anchor biosynthesis, class P. Lineage: Eukaryota; Metazoa; Chordata; Actinopteri; Cyprinodontiformes; Fundulidae. Bases 86 to 475 code for a protein of 129 amino acids. The transcript has 5 exons. The record is from RefSeq and is a predicted model, not a curated record. Gene Ontology annotation, molecular function: phosphatidylinositol N-acetylglucosaminyltransferase activity. Gene Ontology annotation, biological process: GPI anchor biosynthetic process.